Molecule: messenger RNA, 297 nt
Organism: Ustilaginoidea virens
Lineage: Eukaryota; Fungi; Ascomycota; Sordariomycetes; Hypocreales; Clavicipitaceae
Exons: 2
Coding region: 1-297 (98 amino acids)
Biological process (GO): mitochondrial respiratory chain complex IV assembly
Cellular component (GO): mitochondrion; mitochondrial inner membrane
Source: RefSeq, a predicted model, not a curated record
AUGGGCGGCAUUAAUCUGGAAAUCUUCAAAUUCGGUUUGUACGUCAUGUUCCCCAUCGGCAUCAUGUACCAUUUCGGCACGAACCUCGAUAGCCGCUUCUCCGUGCCGAAUUUCUACCCUAAACCCGAGGAGUGUAACAGACUCCCCCGCGACAGAGACGAGGUGAAGGCCGAGUAUGAGCGUAUCAUAGCGCGGCAGAGGUUCCGGCAAGCCCAGCUUCAGGAUGAGCAACGCCAACGCACCUUGUUGAAGGGCAACCAAAGCGACGGCAACGACUCUAGAAACGUUGACGAUUGA